UCCUUCAUUUUCAUCAUCUCUUCUCAUCAAUACUAUUUGCAGUGCUCCUUCAUUUGCUCUUUCCCCAAACCUCUUACUACCUAACCCCUAUCCUCCCAAUAUUCACAAUUCACAAAGGACACACAAUAUAAAAUAUACAUACAAAAAACACAAAACAAAACAUCAUGUGUUCAUCCGAGACUAAACUCCAGGCAGCUCCGAAUGUUCUUCAACCCAACCGAAACAGAGUCUCUCUGUUGGAGCGGCGCAGUUCCCUUAAAAAGCCCUCCGCCGCCGCGGUGCUGCCCCUUCCGCCGCCGUCUAGGGCGGCGCCAAUCACCACUACUCCUCCCGCGUCUCCCAAGAUAAAAUCGCCCAGACAGCCCGCCGUGAAGCGGUCCGGGAACGAUCCCAAUGGCCUCAACUCUAGCGCCGAGAAGGUUUAUUCCACUCCGAAGCCGUCGCCGGCAACCUUGCUGGCAAAGAAGUCCAAGAAAGGCGGCGGCGCGGCAGUGAUGAUUGACGAGCCGGGAAGCAUAGCGGCGGCGAGGAGGGAACAGGUGGCAAUCAUGCAGGUGCAGAGGAAAAUGCGGAUUGCUCACUACGGAAGAACCAAAUCCGCUAAGUAUGAACGGAAGGUGGCUUCCGGCGAGUUCUCAGCCGCCCCCGCCGCCGUAACGGCGGUCGUCCGUGAGGAGAAGAGGUGCAGCUUCAUCACGCCCAAUUCGGACCCCGUGUAUGUCGCUUACCAUGAUGAAGAAUGGGGAGUUCCUGUCCAUAAUGAUAACAUGUUGUUUGAACUAUUGGUGUUAACUGGUGCACAAGUUGGAUCAGAUUGGACAAUAGUCUUGAAGAAAAGGCAAGAUUUCAGGGAUGCAUUUUCAGGGUUUGAUGCAGAAGCAGUUUCAAAAUACACGGAGAAGAAGAUAACUUCUGUAAGUGCUGAUUAUGGCAUAGAAUUGAGCCAAGUCAGAGGAGCUGUUGACAACUCUAUCAGAAUUCUUGAGGUCAAGAAGCAAUUUGGGUCAUUUGAUAAGUACCUAUGGGCAUUUGUGAACCACAAGCCAAUUGCCACACAGUACAAGUGGUGCAACAAGAUUCCGGUGAAGACCUCAAAAUCAGAAGCCAUAAGCAAAGACAUGGUGAAGAGGGGUUUCCGGUACGUCGGUCCAACCGUCAUUCACUCGUUCAUGCAGGCCGCCGGCCUUACCAACGACCACCUCACCACCUGCCCGCGACACCACCCGUGCGCCGAGCUGGCCGCUCCCCAGCGUCCAUCCACCGCCCCUUCAGUAUAAAUCAACCGCCUUCAACAAAUCAUCGUCGUGACUUAUCAUGAUUGACUAAUUAACACUAGAUAGCUGUACUUUUUGGUUGGAUUGAUUGAUGAUAUGAUGCAAGCAAGUAGUUUAAUUUGAAGUUGUAAUAUGAUUUGGGAGGUGUGACAUGCAUGUUGUUAAUUAAGAUAAAGAUGUAAUUAUAAGUAAAAUAAGAGUUGAGGGAAUGGGGGGGGGGGGACAGGUUGCAUGUGCAAGGGGGGCAGGGGAAUGGUUAAAGGCAUGUGUUUGGUGCAUAUGCCUUUCAUUUAUUCUCUUGACUCACCCCCACAAAACCUCUAUUAUUAAUUUCUUGCCCCCCCUUGUACUUUGAAGAGAAGAGAAGAUAAACAUUCUCAUCAUCAGAGCAGAGAAAAAGGAGGCUCUUUUGGGACCCACUCCUUCAUUUCCUUUUAAAUUAUUUUAGGAAAAAAAUUUGAGGAAAACAAUAAUAUAAAAAGACAUAGAGAUAUGGGGUGGUUGUGGUUGUGGUGUUGUUGCUCAUCCAUCCAUCUUGCUGAACUCUUUCUAACUUUUUACCAGCUUAGGGUCAGAGUUUGGCAAACACAAAAGUUUGUGUUGGUGGAAUAAUAUAAUGUACCACAUUAAUUAUCUUUUGUUUUUGUGUUUUUUUUUUUUUCUAGUGUGUAUCAUACUUUCAUCUAGUGGGUGUGAAUUUUGGUGUGUUUUUGGAUCAUAUUUCCCAUCUUCUUUUUUUGGUUGGGGAUUGUAAUGUUUUGGAUGAUGUUCUAUAUAAAUAAGUGGAUUGUUUUGUUA
Molecule: messenger RNA, 2072 nt
Organism: Ipomoea triloba (trilobed morning glory)
Lineage: Eukaryota; Viridiplantae; Streptophyta; Magnoliopsida; Solanales; Convolvulaceae
Exons: 4
Coding region: 165-1277 (370 amino acids)
Biological process (GO): base-excision repair
Molecular function (GO): DNA-3-methyladenine glycosylase activity
Source: RefSeq, a predicted model, not a curated record